AUUGUUUGCAUCAUAAAAAAUAAAAAAAUGUUGGGUGCGUUGAUUGUGUUGCAUUGUAGAACAUUUUUCACCGGGCUGGCGUUAUGACGUUUGCAAAGAGACUGAAAACAGCAAACACAAACAUUUCGGUAAGCACCACCGUACCAGCUUGUGCGAGAAACUAGGAAAAUUGGUGUGUAAAAAGUGUCUGUGCCUCAAGAAGUGUUAUGCUUAGUUAUCGUCGUGUAGUUUACCACGAACCUACCAUAUCGUUGUUGUAAAAUCGGUUCAGAAUGAGUGCCAAAAAGUAUCUGAAGAUGCCCGCACAGCAGCCGACGCAGCCUGCGGCCAAAACAGAAAAGGAAGAGAAACUGUGGAAUGCACUGAAAAGACACAUUAUGCGAGAACGUGAACGUAAAAAGCAAGAGCUUGAAGCAGAGGUAGAGGAGGAACGGCUUCGAAGGGAACGAGAGGAACGGGAAAAGCAGGACGUGAUGACGCUUGGCGAAACGAAGGAACAGAUACUGAUGCUCGAGAAAAACUUGCACGAGCUACGGAACGAAAAACAGCAGCUGUUUUUGCAGCUAAAGAAAGUGCUGAACGAGGACGAUAAUAGGAAGCGGCAGAUGAAAGACGAGAUGUUUGCCAUCCAAAAUAUUCCACAACAGAUCUUUCUACCCCAGCGGCCGAUGCCACCGCAUCAGCAGCACAUGAUGCACAAAGUGAGUCCACCUGAAGUUCUCCUUUCGUCGGAACGCAUAUUCACCGACGCUUACCCCACCUUGCAGGGCAAUCCGCAGGUGCAUGCGUCGAAACGCACGCACAGCCCUUCACCGUCGCAGCACAUUCAGGGCUACUAUAAGCAGCCCAAUCCCAACAAUCAACCUUACCCGCCGCCGCAGAAGAUCGAGGAAGGUAGACGGGGCGGAGAAGUGGCCCGUGCCGUUUUGUGGAACAAAUCGCAAUACUGUCCGCCGGUUGGCUUCUAUCCAGCCAACCCACCAUCGAUCCUGCAGGACGGCCGGCAGCCGCAGCCGCAGAUUUUGUACCCCUAUCAGAGCAGUCUAACGAUCCCGAUGCGCCAGUACGUGGACAUAGCAACGCAACCGGGACCCCCGCAGCCACAACCGAAACCCGAACAGCUGGUGCUUAGCGGGAAGGUGGGACCGAUGCCGCCGUCCCAGGCAACGAUUUACCACAUUAAUCUGGAUCAAACGGCGGCCGCGAUCCACAGCCAGCAGCCGCCACCGCAGAUGAAAACGAUCACGAUCGAGAAGAUACCGCAGGAGCGCAUCGUGCCGUAUCACAUCGAACUGGGCAAGCACGACGACCGGAAGGAUCUGCGCCAGCUGCAGGGUCCGCUGGGUCAGCCGGCGCCGCCGGGUGUUGUGGCCACGCAUCUGCCGGAGGGGAUCGUUUACGCGCAAAGUCUACGCCCCGGUGCUAUACAGAUGCACACGAUUGCUACCAAUCAGCAACUACCGAAGGGCGGCAGCAUUACGCAGGGGUACCCAUCGGCGAGACCACCCCCGAUCAGCAAUCCUCAGCAACCGCCCCCUUCGCAGAUGCAUUACAAUCGUCACCGUUACUAGGCACAUGAACCGGGCCUUGAUUGAGCCUGUUAAGUGGGUAAUAUGAGCAGUAAAAAAAAGUUAAAUCUCUCUAACGCCCUCUGCAACCACGUAACGUAACCCAUUUGCGAGGCAUUCGUGGCUCUAGCUAUGUUUCGAAGGUAACUUUUUUAAUCUUUUCUCCUGGGUAGGAAUAGCAAGUACGCAAGCAACGUUGCAAUGAUUAGAGUAAUAAAUUUGUCCUUACGAAUUGGG
This is a messenger RNA of Anopheles stephensi (Asian malaria mosquito), 1805 nucleotides long. RefSeq names its product G protein pathway suppressor 2. Gene Ontology annotation, biological process: regulation of transcription by RNA polymerase II. Gene Ontology annotation, cellular component: transcription regulator complex. NCBI's taxonomy places the organism in Eukaryota, Metazoa, Arthropoda, Insecta, Diptera, Culicidae. The record is from RefSeq and is a predicted model, not a curated record. Bases 273 to 1571 code for a protein of 432 amino acids. The transcript is spliced from 6 exons. Gene Ontology annotation, molecular function: transcription coregulator activity.